This is a messenger RNA of Oreochromis aureus, 1884 nucleotides long. Its product is annotated as immunoglobulin kappa light chain-like. The record is from RefSeq and is a predicted model, not a curated record. Lineage: Eukaryota; Metazoa; Chordata; Actinopteri; Cichliformes; Cichlidae. The transcript has 5 exons. The coding region runs from base 502 to 1563 and encodes 353 amino acids. Gene Ontology annotation, biological process: response to bacterium.
UACAUAUUAAACUACUUAAACAGUCAGUGCUGUUCUCAAUGCCUGUCUGACUUGAUGUUAUUAGCACAAACACUUUAAAGGUGAUCAUUUAGGACUUCACGUUUUUCUAUGUCCUAACAAAAGGGGAGCUAAGGUGUUUUUUCACAUGGUCUUACUGAGGUGAUGCAAAUUGAAACAUGCAUUCUUUUUAAUUUUUUUGGGGGGGGGGCCCUGGAAAAGCUUAAAAAGGGAUCUUGAAAUUGCUUAAAAAGUGCUUGAAUUUGACCCUGAAAAAAGCGUACGAACCCUGGGAUUAAUGCUAGAGGAGGAUUGAAACUCUUCUUGAUUACAUAGAGCAUUAGCAACCUUCGUGCACUAUGCGCCGCUCAGGUCACACACUUUGUUCUCCAUGUGUAUCUCUCACCAAGUUUUGACACUAUGCUGUGAAUGUGAAGCUGUUUCCUUGCAUACAGUGUGACUUUAAAUCAGCCAAUCAAAUACAGUCUUGCACCUGAAGAGACUAUGAACAGAAAGAUUCUUUCCAUUCAAGUCACGGAUUUGAACAUGAUGAUAUCUCCACCAUCUGUUUUCUAUUUGAUGCUUUUGUUCUUUGGGGAAAUGGCUCAGAAGAGUCAUCAGUCCUCAUCUGUUCAUCAAGACAAAGGGUUUAUAUCCACUAAUGUCGGGGAGAGUGUAACUUUGCAGUGUUUCUACGAAGGUGAAGUGGCGGCAAGGUUUUACUGGUAUAAGCAAACACUAGGAGAGAGGCCAAGGCUCAUUUCUAGCUUCUAUUCGUAUGAUAAAAAUGGCACUUUCUAUGAUGAAUGUGAGAACAAUCCACGCUUCACACUGUCUACUGAAAAAGCUCAAAAUCAUUUGAUGAUCACAGAUCUGCAGGUUUCGGACUCAGCUACCUAUUUCUGCGUGUGUAGCUUUUCGGUAAGUUUUGAAUUUGCAGAAGGAAUCACUGUGAGUGUUAAAGGUUCAGCUUUGAACAGCCGGCCUUUAAUUCAGCAGUCUGCAUCUAAGCCCAUCCAACCAGGAGGCUCUGUGACUCUGAACUGUACAGUACAGACUGGGACCUGUGAUGAAGAACACAGUGUUUACUGGUUCAGAGACUCUAAAGAGUCUCAUUCAGGACUCAUUUACAGCCAUGGAGGCAGGAAUGAUGAGUGUGAGAGGAAACCAAAGACGGACACGAACACCUGUGUGUACAGCCUGCCAAUGAAGAACCUGGAUGUUUCUCAUGUUGGGAUCUACUACUGUGCUGUUGCCUCAUGUGGAUACCUGCUUUUUGGAAACGGGACCAAGCUGGACUUUGAGGACAAGCUGGACUCUCUUCUCUUGGCAUAUGUCUUAAAUGGAGCAGUCGCAUUCAAUACAAUCGUGAUUGUAUUUCUAAUUUCCUCAAUGAGUUUGAAGAAGAUAAAACACUGUCUCUGCACAGAAUCUCUCAGAUUUUCAGAUCUCGCCAUGACAAAUGAAAUGGGCUACCAAAGUUUUUUAAGGGCGAACAAGAUCAACAACACAGGAAGACAUGGGGAUGACACCUGGAGUGAAUGUGUGUACUUUAGUGUAAAUUAGUAAAACUAAUGUUUCAUCUGUGUUUAUCAGAACAACAUAUCAUGCUCUCUCGUUUUAAAGUAUAUCAUGGUAAAGUUUUCAGACAUCUGUGAUGAUUGUAGAGUUUUGUGUCAAAAAAUUAUUAAACAAAACUUUCCAAAAAAAAAAAUGAAUGCAAGUGGAUUUCUGAUCUACACUCACUUGUCAGUUGGAGCCGACUUUUUGCCUUCAGAGCUGCCUUUAACCUUACAUGCUGUUUAUAUUCUAGGCCUUCACAAGAAUGCCUCAUAAAUGUCUACAACAGAUUUUGAGCUACAGAUCAAUUAAAAUGUAUAAAUACCC